GAAAUUGUGAGCAUUGCAGUCAGCUUGCACGAGAAGUUUGUGUCCCAAACCCCUCGCAUCUUUUCCGCGCCUUUAUCAUCUCCAUUUCACUCUCUUUCAAGUCUGAUAUCUCUCUAUCUGUGUGUGCGACAGUAUCAAAUGACGGUUUCGCGGUCUCAAAAAAUAGUCCCGAUUAAACCCACAAAAUCCAUAUCCCCGAGAUCAAGCCUCAAGAUCGAGCCCUCUACUCCCUCCCGAACCCACGAAUCCUCCGCUUCCCAAUCUCUUACCCCGCCUAUGUCCUCCAACACCCCUUCUUCUCGACCAACAAACCUUAACCCGGUAUCUCUCGGGUUGGGCUCAGAUUCUAAAACCCAUUCCGGGAUCGUCCGUCGUCGGAGUCUCCGUCUCGCUUCGAAAUCGGGUUCCGGCGAGGGCCCUCGUUCGGAUUCGAUUUUUCCCCCCCACAGUCGCAGCCGCAAAAGAAAGAACUUGUCGGGCGAUGUCGACGCCUGCUCGAGUGGGAAACCGGGGGAAGGAGAGAGUAUGAGGGGAAUUGAUGGGGGUCUUUCUAGUUUGUUGGACAAGUUUAAAUCCGAAUUGGAAUUGGAUUCGAUCUCCCGGGACUCGAGGGUUUUGGCAGAGAAAGCAGGGGUUUCCAAUUUGGCAAUGGGUUCUUGCGUGGACAGGGUUCGUGGAUUGAAUGGAAACGAGUCUGGUUGGAAAGAGGACAAGGGUUUAAUGGGUUCCGACGAAGCUGGGCUGGGUUCAAAGCUGGCGAAAGGGAAUAAGAGGAAAUUGGGUAUUGACGGUGACGCGUUAGAUUUGGAACAUGUGGAGGAGGAUGGAGAGAGUAAAGUUUGUAUAAAUUUGCGGUCGGGGAAGAGAGUUGCGAAGAGAGGAGAGGGUGGGGUUUUUAGUGGUCCUGGUUGUGAUAAGUUGGUUGACAAUAAGGGAGAAUCUGAGAGAGCACCAAUUGCUGUUGAGAACCAUAUCGUUGAGCAUGAAAGGAAGCUUAAGAGAGAGGAAAAGGGGAAAGGAAAGUUGGUCCAGGAUGAUUUAGUAUCAAUUGGUGUCAAUUUUAGUGACGAUGUGGUCAAGAAUGAUGGUUCUAAGCCGGUUUAUGAGAGACUAUUGAGUGCAGAAAAUGAGAAGGGGAAUAAAAAAUUAAACGGUGCUGGUGAGGGGAGUGUUUUCAUUGAGAAGAAUGCUGUGAAGGGGAGGAGAUUCGGCAGAGAAGAAAAAGGGAAGGCCGUAGAAAUUGAUGGUUCUUUGUUACUGAACGGUGACGAGAAAGUGGAAUCGGGGUUGGAAUCCGAGUCCAGAAAUUCAGUUGAAGAUGUGGCAUCGGGUCUUGUUGAUUUGGUAAAUAAUGCAGCAUCGUUGGGUCAAACCAAAGAUUGGAAGGCCGAGACAAGAGAGAGUGAAUCAAGCCGAAGGGGUUACAUGAACCGUUUCUAUGAAGUAGCCAAGGAAAAUGCUUCUCGAUUUGCUAUUUAUUCUCCUCAAGAGGAAGACGAGAACCAUGUGUCUUCUGAGGCUGAAGAGGAGCGGGACCUUGAAGAUUGGCCUGGUCCCUUCUCUACUGCCAUGAGCAUCAUCAAAGAUCGAGCAACUAAGAGUCAGCGAGUGGAGAAUUCCUCUUUGGAGAAGAGCAAGUGCCCACCAUUUAUAUGGGUUCCUAAGUAUAGCCAAAAUCGCCAAAAGCGGCUGGUUCCCUCGCUGAAAGAACAAUGCUUGGCAGUUCUUGCCGAGAAUGUUGAAGCAAUUGCUUCACUUGAAUGUGUUCCUGAUGCUUUGAAGCACACACUCAGUCAAUUGCUAUGCGAUUCGCGGAGAAUGAAUAGUCAUUGUUUUGAGCUUCUUAUUCGUGGAUCACCGACAGAGGUUCGCGUGAGGGAUUGUUCAUGGCUAACGGAGGAACAGUUUACAAAAUCUUUUCACAGUUGUGACACCAGCAACCUAACGGUGUUACAACUUGACCAUUGUGGGCGCUGUAUACCAGAUUAUAUAUUACUUUCUACCUUAGCUUGCUCAUCAAAUAGCUUGCCUGCAUUAACUACUUUAUCCCUCAGUGGUGCAUGUCGUCUUUCAGAUGUUGGCCUAAGUGCAAUUGUUUCUUCUGCCCCUGCACUAAGAUCUUUAAAUCUCAGUCAGUGUUCCCUCCUUAGCUCCUCCAGUAUUGACACUUUGGCUAACACAUUGGGAUCAGUUCUGAGGGAAUUGUAUCUUACUGAUUGUCAAAGCAUUGACGCAAUGCUUAUCCUACCGGCAUUGAAGAAGCUUGAGCAAUUACAAGUAUUAUCAGUCGCUGGUAUUCCAGAUGUUUGUGAUCAUUUUAUCAAGGAAUUUAUUAGGGCUCGUGGUCACAAUAUGAAGGAGCUUGUUUUGACAGAUUGUGUAAAAUUGACAGAUUCUUCCUUGAAAGUCAUUGCUGAAUCCUGUCCGGGAUUAUGUGCAAUUGAUCUUGUCAACUUGUGCAAAUUGACAGAUUCCGCCCUUGGAUAUCUUGCAAAUGGCUGUCAAGGAAUUCAAACAUUAAAACUCUGCCGUAAUCCAUUCAGCGAUGAAGCUAUUGCUGCAUAUCUGGAAACCUCUGGAGAGUUUUUAAAAGAACUUUCGGUGAACAAUGUCAAGAAGGUUAGCCACAACACAGCAAUAUCACUUGCCAGGCGAUCGAGAAUGUUGCAUACUCUGGAUCUAUCUUGGUGCCGGAAUUUGACAGAUGAGGCUAUUGGUUUCAUUGUAGACAGCUGCUUGUCACUGAGGGUGCUCAAACUGUUUGGAUGUACUCAGAUUACCAAUGUUUUUCUGGAAGGCCACUCGAAUCCAGAUGUACAAAUUGUCGGCUUGAAGAUGUCUUCGGUAUUAGAUCACGUCAAGGUGCCUGAUCAUCAAUGUCCGUUGCGUUAUUCCUGAGUGUCUUCUCCAAUGUGAUCUCAGUUAGGAUCGUCAGACAUGCUAUUCUUAACAUCAUACAGUGGCUAGGAACAAAUAGAAUACAACCCCUGUUACCCACAAUAUUCACCAUAUAUGACUGACUUUGAAAUCUCCUCUCCCUCAGAAACUUCUCUUUUUUUCAGCCUUGUUGCUUGCUUUUGUAAAUUGGUUGCAGCAAUGUACUAUGCGCGACUUAACUCAACUGGAAAUAUUUAUAAUAGAAGCAUUAACAUGAUUCCAGUAA
This is a messenger RNA of Carya illinoinensis, 3163 nucleotides long. RefSeq lists its product as uncharacterized. Gene Ontology annotation, molecular function: protein binding. The transcript has 6 exons. Bases 139 to 2898 code for a protein of 919 amino acids. Lineage: Eukaryota; Viridiplantae; Streptophyta; Magnoliopsida; Fagales; Juglandaceae. Gene Ontology annotation, cellular component: SCF ubiquitin ligase complex. The record is from RefSeq and is a predicted model, not a curated record. Gene Ontology annotation, biological process: SCF-dependent proteasomal ubiquitin-dependent protein catabolic process.